Carassius carassius (crucian carp) is the source of this 3666-nucleotide messenger RNA. Its product is annotated as leucine-rich repeat-containing protein 26. Gene Ontology annotation, cellular component: extracellular matrix. The coding region runs from base 122 to 1330 and encodes 402 amino acids. The transcript is spliced from 2 exons. Gene Ontology annotation, molecular function: protein binding. NCBI's taxonomy places the organism in Eukaryota, Metazoa, Chordata, Actinopteri, Cypriniformes, Cyprinidae. The record is from RefSeq and is a predicted model, not a curated record.
CACACACACACACACACACACACACAGAGACUGUACAGUAGAGAGCGAUGGGACUGCUGCUCUAAGCGCUUUGUGUUGCGGUGAUCUGAAUGAAUGACAGCUCCACCAACAGCUCACAAUAAUGACAUCGGAAGGCCUCGUGUUUUUAUGCUGGUUUUGGAUUCUCCUAAUGCUGCAUGUGAUUGAAGGAAGCGCUAAGGAAUGUGAGUGUCCAUCUGCCAGAAUUUUGUCUCACUUUCCAUCUGAAUUACCCAGUGACACUUGCUGCUUGAACUACUCAGGAUCCACAUUUAACCAGAUUCCCUGGGCGGCUUUUUUGUCACAAACACACCUGCAGGUUUUGGACCUGAGUAACUGUAAUAUCAGUCACAUUGAUCACAGUCAGGUCGGUGAUGCUGUCAGUUCACUGAGGGAGCUGAAUCUUGGCCAGAACAGACUGACAUCUCUGCCAGAUGACUUCCUAGCUAAAGCCUAUAGUUUGGAAGAGCUGAAUCUGGGAGAAAAUCAUCUGAAACAUCUGCCCAAGCAGUUUCUCCAGAGCUCGGACAAACUACGAGCCUUGAUUCUGGGAAGGAACCAGCUGAGCGCUCUACCUCAUUCAGCGCUUAAGCCUUCGCUAGAGCAACUGGAGCUCAUCGGAAACCACUGGGCCUGCACAUGCUCGCUGUUGGAAGGCCUUCAAGGUGGUCCACACACCAAUUCCAGCAGCCUUCAGGACCUCGUAGGUAAUCUGACCUGUGCCUCUCCUCAGAAUCUCGCAAGACGGACUGUUUGGUCUUUGCAGAAAAGUGACGUGUGCCAUUUGGCCAACCUGACUGCUCUCUUCAUCCUGCUUCCCCUGUUCCUCCUCCUCAGUUUGGUGCUCUGCUGGUGCUGUGGGAGGGAGAAGAAGAGGAAAGACAGCUCAUUGUUCAGCGCAACUCGCAAAAGAUCCAACAACACCCAUUGCAAUGGAAGGUGGCCACAUGCCAAACUGCCAGCAGGGGAGUCAGCAGUGUCUGUAGACGGUGGAAAGGAGGUCAUAUUGAAGAACCAGCUGAUGCUUCAGCCCUCAUCCAACUUGUUAGGCAGCACUCGGGAUAUUUAUGAGGAGGUGGAGAUCAAACUAGGCUCUGUGGAGACACUGGCCCCUCUGCCGUCCACUUGCUCCACAGAAGAGACCGCGGGAAAGCAGGACCUGGACACGGUGAGUGUGAGCGAUGUGAUGAAGGACUCAGCCGAUCGGGAGAAGGCGUACCUGACCCAGUCCACUGAAUACUACAGCCUGGUUCCAGGGAUUGAAAUCGAGGACUCCGAUCAUGGAGAGUAUGAGAGUGUGGACCUCUCGUAACAGUAGCCGAAAUGGUGUGUUUGACUGAGAUACUCAGAGAAGUUUGGGGAAGUCUGAAGAUGAGGUCACAUUAACCAUGUUCUUGGUCAAAUUUCAUGGGCGAAUCCAGUCAUUUCAACAAGAAUCUGCAAAGAAGAUUCCGACUGCUCAUCUUGAUCACAACUUGCCAACACAAAGCUUCUUGGUUUGAAAGUGAAGUUUGUGUGAGCAGAUUUUUGCACAAAAAAUUGACUGCUCCUUCAUUAAGGAUGAAGUUCCCCUUCAGUUGCAAAUGAACAGUAAACAUUGCUGUUAAAGGAAGUCACCGCGCCGUGUGAAGCCAUAACUUUUGCAUACAACGUGAAUGAAUUACUGUUCUGGUGAAGUAUCAAAUGAAGCUGUUUGCAGACUCAGUCUGUUGCCAAGAUAAGCUAUCAUAUAGCUGUCCCCUGGAUGUUUUCAUUAUAUUGAGAUUUUUAUAUCUUCGUCCUCUACUGUAAUUUAGAUAGGAAGUUUUAUUAUUGUAAUAUUACUUUGUGUUUCACAUUCAGUUACAGUGUUUAGAGUCAAUGUAUUUGGUGUCACAUAUAACUUUAUAUAUUGUCAUGAAGAGGAAAAGUAAUAGUAGAGAACAAGAGAACUUUAAACAUGACCACAGUUCAGCGUCUGGUCUUUAUCUUGAGUAAUCAAAUCUGUCCAAAUUUGAUGUAUGACGGACUAACAUUUCUCUCCUACACAGAACUUUGCAGGGUUACUGUUUAUGUAACUACGUAAAUGUUGAAAACAGUGAUUAUUUAGUCAAUACUAUCUAGCCUGUUUCCACAGAUGACCUCAGCUGAUGUAAUCAUUAUUUUGGCUUUGUUAAUAAUUCAUGUAUUUUUAACUAGUUUUAUAAACUUUUAUAAUCAAAUAAACAUAAAUAGCUGUACUAGUCAAAUGAAGUGGCUUUUAGAUAAGAUCAGACUGACUCAGCAAGUCAAAUUUAACAGAAGCAGAUUUCAGUGGAAAGCCUAAAUUAAGCAGGAGAGGUGAUGUACACCAUUCAAAACAAGUAACGCUCAACUUUUACCUACAAAAUGACUUAUAACUGUGUUUUCAUUAAUUGAAAUAAAGCUGAAAUUAAAGCAAAUAUAAAUAUUAGAUGAAAAGUGAAAACUUAAAUGAAAAUGAGAGAUGUUGCAUUGGCAUAAUGAAAUAAAACAGGUUUAAGCUGAAGUACUAAAAUUAGUAAAAAUGAAAUGAAAAGAAAUUCAAACUAAAAAAACGAAUAAAGAUGACAGAAGUACAUGAUCAACUCAAAUUAAAAUGAAAACGUAAAUAUAUAUAUAUAUAUAUAUAUAUAUAUAUAUAAAUGAAGGCAAAUUCAAAAUAAUAAUAAAUACUAUAACCAUAGUCCAUGUCUAUGUCAACAAACCUAGUACAAUUUCUAAGGUCAGCAACAAAAAGGUCAGAAAAGAGUGAUGGUCAAACAACACUGAACUAAACACGCAGUUUUUGUAAUCUUGGGUGCACAUAAGUUACACUGGACUUUCUGUAUGAAUCGAUUAUGAUAACUUCAAACAAUCCUAAAAAUGAUAAAUUAUAUUUCAUUGUUGGCUUCAAAUAAAUGCUUUUUCACAUAAUUGUUGUUUUGCAUGUUUUUGAGACUGAUUUUGAACUUUUUAGGUGUUAGUUAAUUGGACGACAGACUCUAAUCAUUGGUUGUUUAACUGACAUUGCGAAAACAUUUUUUUAAUUACACUCAAUCCUGAGGGACCAAGUAUGAAAUGAAUAUAGCUGUUCCAGAGUCUCACACUGGCCUUCACAAAAUCUGCUUGUGUUCCCAUAAUGACCCAGCCCAUUCAUUAGAGGCUGAAAUCCCUCAGUGGUAAUAGAAAGCUAGCUCUGAUUCCUCCUGUGUGGGAGUUUGUAAUUAUAGCAUUGUGUUCCUCCGUCCAGUGAAACCUGCAGCGCUGUAAUGGCCUCACAGGCAUCUCUACCUGCCUGCUGUGGAACAGAGUGGUAUAUUUUGGGCUCUGUGGGCACUUUACAGUUGUGAAAUUUCUAUUGUUAAAGCUCGCCUGAAGAGACACAAUUACAACUGAGAACAAACACUUGUUCUUUUAGAAAAAUGUAAUUAUUUAAACCAUGACUGCAAUUAUGAACAUGCCCUAAUAAAAUAUAAAUCAAUGUCAAAGCUUUGCCAUUUUUAGCAAAAUUAUUUGUCUGCUUAAAAACCCUCAAGCCUCUCAACAGAGAUUUAAUUUUUUAUUUUUUUAAUGACAAUUUGUUCCUUUAAGAGAAAAAAGUGAUCAUAUAUUAUUGAUUUUUACUGAUUUGUGUGCAAAUUUUUAAAUAAAUUAUACAUGUUUAACUAU